Molecule: messenger RNA, 873 nt
Organism: Sorex araneus (European shrew)
Lineage: Eukaryota; Metazoa; Chordata; Mammalia; Eulipotyphla; Soricidae
Product: melanoma-associated antigen 10-like
Exons: 2
Coding region: 1-873 (290 amino acids)
Biological process (GO): negative regulation of transcription by RNA polymerase II
Cellular component (GO): nucleus
Source: RefSeq, a predicted model, not a curated record
AUGCCUGACCCUAUGUGGCAACAGCUAUCGGAAGAAGAUAGUGCUAGCAUCCAAGGGAAUGAUGGCCAAGAUGGGGAGGAGCUGAUGGAGAGCUCAGAGGAGGAGUGGCAGGUCUUCUGGCAGAUGCACAGUGGUGAGAGCUCCAGUAGCUCGGGGUACGAGUGGAUAGCCAUCUGGCAGAUUCAGGGAGAUAACUCCAGCAGCCAGGAGGGAGAGGAGCUGGCAGAGGAGGAGAGCUCUGGCCAGGAGGAAGAGGCACUCCAGGAGAAGAUACUUGCUGUGGUGAAGUUUCUCCUUCUUAAGUACCGCUCAAAGGAGAUUGCCACCAAGAAAGAGAUAAUACGCAAUUUCCUCCGUCAUUACCCUGCACUCUUCCCUAUCAUCUUCAACCAUUCCUGUGAAUACCUGCAGUUGGUCUUUGGCAUUGAUGUGCAGGAAGUGGUGCCCCAUAGGAGCUUUCAGAUGGUUCCUUGCCUGGGUCUCACUUAUGAUGGCUUGGAGGAUCCCGAGCAGAUCAUGCCCAAGACGGGCCUUCUGGUGAUUGUCUUGGGGAUCAUCUUCCUGGCAGGCAAUUGUAUCAAGGAGGAGGAUCUCUGGAAUGUGCUGUCUUUGAUGGGGGUGUAUCCUGACAUAGAGCAUCACAUUUUUGGGCAUCCCCGGGAGCUCCUCACCAAUGUGUGGGUGCAGGAGCAGUAUGUGGAGUACCGGUACAUUCCGGGAAAUUAUCCUGGCCGCCAUCAGUUCCUCUGGGGCCCCAGGGCAUAUGGUGAAACCAGCAAGCAGGAGGUCCUGAAGUUUUUACUCAAGAUGAGUGAGAGCGACCCCGAGGCUUCUGAUGAGUCUUCUGAGAGUGAUGGGGAGGAGGGUGCUUGA